Messenger RNA from Trichobilharzia szidati, 6008 nucleotides. NCBI's taxonomy places the organism in Eukaryota, Metazoa, Platyhelminthes, Trematoda, Strigeidida, Schistosomatidae. The record is from the annotation of a GenBank genome assembly.
CGCUAACUUUACACAUGAAGGGUGGACGUCUUAAACUCAAAGCAUUUUGAAAGCAAAUCAAGUCAUUCAUAAUGUCAAAGUGAGACUAUUUUAACACAAUGGAUAUACCGGUAUCUGUUACAAUUAAGAGAACCGCAUUUGGAGUCGGAUUUACCCUAAGAGACGAAGGUAAACCAUAUGAAUCGACAGCAAUUGUAAGUAGAGUAGCUCGUGGCAGCCCAGCAGAAGCAUCCGGUUUGAAAGCUGGUGAUCAGAUUAUUGCUAUAAAUCAAAAACCUGUAAAGUCUAUGACUUUCUUAGAAGUCUCCAAUUUUCUACGAAGUGGCAGUGAUCAGAGUAUUGAACUAACUUUGGUACACAAAGCACAAAGCCACAAAGAAUGCAAUGGUGCAAUUAUGAGUUGCAAUGAGUUGCCAGAGUCUAACGCAUUAAUUUCCUCAAGUAUGGCUAAUAGUAUAGAGCGGAUUUCGAUAAAAGAUACAAAUAUUCCAUCUGAAUGUGGUACUACGGAUGGAGAAUAUGGUGGUGGUGGUGGUGGGGAUGUUGCCGUAGAACAAGUAAAAGUGACAUCGGAUUCUGCGUCAACUGUUUCCACUACUACUGCCCAUAAAACCGAAGAUAACGAUCAUCAGUCUGAUAGACCAAAACCGAAGCCACGAAAUACAAAUAGAAAAUAUCAUGAUUAUAGUAAUAAUAAUAAUAAUUAUAAUGAUAUGGAGAAUGUGGAAACAUUACGUAAUAAAAGUUCAAUGAAACCAGUUUUAUCGCAGCUUCAAGAACCCAAAUCCCAUGAGUACAAUCACUCGUCAACAGUUCCCCUGCUGUCAAACAAUUGUUUACCUAGUGAAGGUCGUAAAGAGAAUACUAUUCCGCCUAGUUCGCUUCAAUUCAUUCAUAAUCCUCCAGGAAAAAAUGAUGAUGAUAAACAUGCCACAGUCAAAUCGGCCAGUUGUAAUCAUCACAAUCCAUCUACCACAACCGCCGCCACCACCAUCACUAAUUCUACCAAAACUAACAAAGAAGGUGUUCGAAUCAUUCGUAAGCAUACAAUCGAUUCAUCUGUAUUAUUAGAAGAGACAAAUGCUGAUACUCUCCCUGUUCGAUUUAUUCGUAAACGUGCUUAUGCAUCAGCUCGUCAUCCAGGUCGAUAUGAUCAAGUGAAUUUAUUAACUCCUCAAAAUAAUGCUACUCCUACUUCUCCUCCUCAUCCUCCUCCUACAACCACCGCCACCACAAUCAACCAUUCAGAAGAUAUGCCUUCAACAAUUAUCCCACCAUCAUCAUUAUCAAACACUCUUAAUACAUCACCGUGUCAACUAUUACCUGCUGUUAAUACUUCUCAAAAGACACCAAUUAAAAAUCAAAAUAUCGAGCCUAAGAUUACUCAUCUACCGCGUCGUCGUCGUAGCUCUGGUGGUCGUCAAAGUCUGCGAUCGCAUAUUCCACAAAUGUAUGAAGCUAACUACAAUCCGGAAAUGUCUACAACAACAACAAGAAUUGUUCCAGAUGUACGCAGGCUGAACAUGUCAUCGUCAUCAUCACCUAAAGAAGACUCCGAUUUUCACGGUAAAUCUAUGCACAGUGCUGUAACACAUGCUGCUUCUGCUGCUACUGCUAACACCAGUAAACCAAGUCUAUUAACUUCACGUCUCUGGUCAUCAUCAUUUGAUCAAGAUCAAAAUGAAUCUGUAUCCGAGUUGUGGACACGUGCAGGCGAGGUGUAUCAUUUACUUGAAUUAGAGAGUCAACGAUUAGCCAGUAAACAGGCGGCUGCAGCAGCAAAAGCUGCAGAAGCAGCACUGUCUGCUACGCCUACAACAACUGCCACUAACAACAAUCUACGUCGUUAUCCUGGUGCAUUCGUAGAUUAUGCUAGUCAUCCAAUGACAGGUUCAUCAUCAUCAUCAUCAUAUGCUAUGGAGAAAAGUGUACCUGGAGGCAGUGAAUUCUCUACAACACAACACCUACCUUUUUAUUCAUCACCUGUUAUUGUUGCUGGGGGUGCAAACAAUGCUAAAGAUGGUUUAUCGACGAAAACAAAUAAUUACAGUUCAGCUGAAUCAAGUCGUGAUCAUGCAUCUGUGAAUCCGACAGCGAAACGACUACAAUUCCGUGCUUUAUGCUCAGGUCUACGAUGUCAUCGAUCAGAAUCAAAUAUCUUGUGUGAUAUGUCCGGAUCAUUCCUAUCGCGUCAGUGUUUUUGUAAAAUUCUCGCUAUUAGUGGAUCCGAUAGUAAAUCUUACGCAUGGAAACCGUAUUACAUGUGUGUUGCUGAUGGCGAAGUGAAAUUUAUCAAAGCAUCAUGGGCAUUUUAUGGAGCUGGUCGAACUACUAGUAAAACAUCUAAACAUACAAAUGAUAUUAUCUAUCCACGAAAUGCAAGUUUGAAUAGUCUUCGUGAUUAUUCAUCAUCAUCUAAAACGCAUAAUACAUCAAGAUCCCAAGAUGGAUUAAACGAUGACUCUAUAUCAUAUCAUCAUCCAUCAACUUCUGAAACCGACUGUUCAUCUAUCUCGUCGUCGAAUAUUCCUGGCAAAUCGAUUAGUUCAUCAUCAGCUUCUUGUUUAGUUCUACCUAUUCCUGGUCUUAUUUGGCGUGCUGAAGCAUUACCAGCCAAUUUUCCCAACUGGUUACCUUUAGGUUCGAAUUCAAAUCAACUUUCAACACCUACUGCUUCUUCUUCUUCACGUCCAUCUAGUACUGUUAUCAACAAUCCAGAUUGGAUGGAUCCUCAUUUCUCGGGUUUAUCUCAUCCACCACAACAAACAUCGGUUGAAAAUAAUGAUUCUGUCAAUAUCCCAAUGACGACAGUGACCACGACGACGACGUCGGUGACGACAGACUCUCAUUAUAACAAUACUACCAGCAGUAGUAAUAAUAAUGUCAAUACUAAUGAGGAGGAUAUUCGUUCAAAAUUCCGUUGUUAUCGUUUUGGACAUAUUGCAGCUGGUGUUGAACUGUUAUUUGUAUUCCCUGAUGAAAAUGCAGCUAUGACGUGUUUGAAAAUGUGUCAGCUAUCCGGUGGACGUAGUUAUGAUGUGUCGAAACGAUCAGAGCGCUAUGAUCAUCAUCACCAUCAUCGUAAUGCUUCCUAUCCUAAGAAAUCUGUUAAUCCAUACGAGUUAGUCUUCCUAAAGUUCCCCGCCUUCAAAGCAUUCUCAGAGAUUCCAGUGAAAUCGAAUCAUCAUCAUCAUCAACAAUCGGUUAAUUUUUCAAUGAAACCAACAACAACAACAAUGAAUAGACAUCCUGUCCCGCUUGCAGGCAAUGAAUGUGAUGAUGGUGAUGAUGGCUAUAAUGAAAGCAAUAUCAGUAAUAUAAAUAAUAAUACUAAUAAACAGAAGAAUCGCAAUCACGACUUUGGGAAUGAUAACUAUGACGAUGAUGAUGAUGAUUCUGCUCAUAAUCGAAAUGUUUUUCUCCAGCCAGUUGUCGUCGUGUCAUCAUCAUUAAUGAGUAGUCCAUUUGUCACAGCUGUUGGACCAUAUUGUCUCCCGAAAGAUAAACGUCAACGUCGAUAUAUCAUUAAUCAUUUACCUGCUGAUCAAGAAUUAAUUACCGGGCGUAAUAAUACAGAAUCAAUUUUUACAAAAAAUAAUUCUGUUAAAUUUAAUACGAAAUAUGAUGAUGAUAGAAGAAAAUUUUGGACACGUGGACGAGAUAAAUCAGCUUACUAUGAUACACGGUCGGACACUUCUGAGGCAACAACCGCAACAACAACAGAUCCUUCCAAUUAUAGUCAUAGUGUUUCAUCUCAAAUCUCCGAGUUAUCUAUGAAUAAUAAUAAUAAUACUACAGGAGACGAGAAAUCGCAUUCAUCUAAUAAUCUGAUUCGUUCAAAUAAAAUUCUACGUGGAUUUAAACAAUGGUUAAAUCGUCCUGUUGGCGGGGGAUUGAAUUCUGCUGUCAACUCGAGUAGUGUAUCAGCAAAUCAUACCACCACUACUACCAAUAAUAAUAAUAAUAACGGUAUAAGUAGUGCGAUACAUUUCAGUAGUAGUACUAUUGCUAGUGGUAUCGUCAACGCUUUUAAUAGUAGUAGUAAUAAUAAUGUCAAUGGUAGUACAAACUAUAAUCAUUCAGAAAUACCUUCAACAGAUCCCUUACAGUUUUCAGAUUCUCCAAAUAAUGAGCAUAAAUUGGCUUCCUUGACAGGUAGUGGUGUUGAUCCUCCAAAUUUGACUGAUAUGGAUAAUCCUGGUCCAAUAUUUGGCGCGCCAUUAGAAUCCCAGUUAGAAAGUCCAGAUUACCCUUGUGUCCCCCUCUUAUUACAAGCUAUUGUUAUAGCACUGGAGAUUCAUGGCUUGAAUUUACCCGGUUUGUAUAGAAAGCCAGGUCGUCAUCGGACAAUUUCACAAUUUAUCUCCUCUAUUAAUCUGCGUCCCGACGAUGUGAAUUUUAUUUUUGGAUUGGAUGCAUGGAGAGAACCGAAUGCACUAUGUGGAUUAUUUAAACACUUUCUACGACAAUUACCUAUAGGAUUGUUUUGUUUAUCCUCUUGGGAACCGCUUGCUUGUCUAAUCCCAGAAGCAUCAAAAUCUUCAGAUGUACAACAGUUAGCCUAUUUAUUAAUUUCUAUGCGUGUUCAAUUGAAAAAGAUUGCAUUAGAGGCUUUUGGUAUUCCAAGUAUGAACACAAUGCCUCUAGAUGUACCAUAUUAUCCCACUGCUACUACCACUGCUCAAACAGAUGAUACUGUUGAUUGCUAUCCGCUAAACUUUAAUUUAUUCGGAUUGAAUUCAACCAAUAAUGAUGCCUAUAAACCAUCAAUUUCACCGCCAAUAUCUCCUCACACUGUUGCCGCUGCCGCUUCUGCUGCUGCCGCUACUGCUAAUAUACAGUCGAAAGAUAAUCCCACGUUUACGUUUAAUAAUAAUCAUCAUAUGAAAAUGAAUAAAUUCAAAGAUUUCAAUAUAUCAAAAAGAUCAUUCAGUGCAUGGCGUUGGGCUACACUCUGCUAUAUAAUGAAUCAUAUAAAUCGUGUUGUAGCUCAUGUUCAGCAUAAUGCCGUCACUUAUCAAUGCAUUGCUAUAUGUUUUGGUCCUGUAUUCUUUGGAAAUUCUACAAAAUUGCCAAAAUUAAAUGAGGUUCUUGAACAUUUAUUUCAACAUUGGAAUUGGCUUACAGACGGUUUACCAAUGAUAACAAAGACAACUGUUGAACAUAUUGAUUGUGGUGGGGGUGAUGGUGAUGGUGUCAGUACUCUGUCAUAUGUCAUAAAUAAUGAUCCAACACUAUCAGAUGCUGUCACCUAUUUAACUAAUGAUAAUCAUCAUCCUCGAGGACAACAGCGGCAACAGCAGGACACUGGGAAUCCAAAUGACUGUUAUCAUCAGUCAAGAAGUCGAGAAUCAUCUACUCAUCUACAAGCGCCUUCAUCAAAUCAAAAUCAUGAACAAAUUAGUUCUGAGCUAUGCUCAAAUACUGAAAAAGUUGGUGGUGAUGAUGAUGAUGAAGAUGAAUUGAACAGAGAAGUUAUUAAACAAGUGAAAAGUUUAUGGUUAACAGCUUUAGAUCAAGUCAGUCAAGCGAAUAAACCUUUGGCGCCUAAAGAAAAAGCUUAUAAAUAUUCAGAAGUCAAUAAAUCAAGUGGAUUACAUCGUACAGCUUCUGCAAUUCCUAAAACACCAAUCGGAAACACUGCUGGUGGACGUAAAGGAGGUGUUCGACGCUUAACUGUUGGAACUGCUUCUCCCCAUCCCUCAACAUUUGAUUAUUAUUGCAUUUCACCACCACAUUUUUUAUAUACAAAAGAUAAUGAUAGAAAGGUGUCAACACCUCUGACUAUUGCUUCUACCAAUACCACUACUACUACUACUACCGCUGUCAAAGGUGGUGGCGGUGGUAGUGGUGGUGUUACAAGUGUGCCUACUACUACUACUCAGUGUGAUGUGAUUAUUCGACGUCCUGUUGUGCCUCCUGUCUCUACAACUCAAUCAACAACCACCAGCACCAAUACUACUACUACUACUACUACUACUACUACAACUAAUACAAAUAUUUUAUAG